AUGGAGGUAGCACGGGCUGCCGGGGGUUUGCGAUGGAAACUCGCCUCAUCAUCACUUGCGCCGCUGCGCCUCGCCUCGACCGCCGCCGCCGCCGCCCCCUUGAGGACGCCUGACAACAAGCCGAAGACCCAACAACGCGUGAGGCGAUAUGUGCCUGAGAAAGUCAAGUCCUUCGUCAUGAACGACGGCAAGCUUCUCACGACGCGCGAGAACUGGAUCUUCUUCCUCAAGCACGACAUCGAGCCCGACAAUGGAAGGAUGAGUCAAUUUUUCGCCGGCCCGGAUCUGCAAAAGGUCAGAAAGGAUUUCAAUGUCUCGUUGGCGUUCAGCCCGAAGCAUAUCCUUCACCCGCACGACUUGCAAUGGUUCGACCCUCGCGGCCACCCGCUCGUUGCGAUGAAGAAGGCCGAUUACGCCCGCAAGGCCAGCGAGCAGCCGCUGUGGAUCAUGGUUACGACCUUCGGCGCCGGACCGGCAGUGGUGCGCAACCUGACGCAGCGACGGCUGACGCGGGCGGUGCACACGGCGUUGGAGGCCAUGGGGUAUCAGUCGGCUACUGGGUUGAGCCCCACGAAGGAGAUACGGGGGACGUUUUGGGCCAUCAUGCAUGACCCUGUCAAGGCUGCGAAGCAUUCUGCGGAGCGAUUCGGCGAGGUCGUCGCCGCGGCGUUGGACAAAGAAUGCAGCCGACCAAGGACAUGA
Purpureocillium takamizusanense is the source of this 702-nucleotide messenger RNA. RefSeq lists its product as uncharacterized. The transcript has a single exon. The record is from RefSeq and is a predicted model, not a curated record. Bases 1 to 702 code for a protein of 233 amino acids. Lineage: Eukaryota; Fungi; Ascomycota; Sordariomycetes; Hypocreales; Ophiocordycipitaceae.